AUGCCGGGCGACCCCCUCCUGUGGAAAGAGAUCGUGUGUGGCCUGUUGCUGGGCAUUGUCGGCGUCGUCUGUCUGUACCGCAUUGCCACCAGCCCGCUACCCCGUCCCCACGCCAUGCCAGUCGAGUUCAAUGACAAGAACGCGGUGCUUCUAGGUUUCCGAGUUGCGAGCUUUGCUUUUUUCCUCGCCGUGUGGAUCAUCCAAAUGGACAAGACCACCUGGUUUGACUUUGUCUAUUACACGUACUGGAACUUCACCCUCCAGACACUCUAUUUCGGAGCUGCCGCUGUUGACCAAGCGCGCCGGUGGGCACAUCGCGGCGACGCCAACCGACCCCUCAACGCGUUAUUCGACGUGAUCUUUUCGACAGUGUUUGUCGUCGCGCUUGUGUUUUGGAUCUUCCUCUUCAACUCGGACAAAUCGACCACGUGGACGACGUACGUCGUGCACCUCGUCAACGUGAUUGUCCUCGUGGUCGAAUUUACCUUUAACGAGCAUCUCGUCCAGCGCACGAGCUUC
This is a messenger RNA of Aphanomyces invadans, 519 nucleotides long. RefSeq lists its product as hypothetical. Gene Ontology annotation, cellular component: membrane. Lineage: Eukaryota; Oomycota; Saprolegniomycetes; Saprolegniales; Verrucalvaceae. The record is from RefSeq and is a predicted model, not a curated record. The transcript has a single exon. The annotation marks the transcript as partial.